This is a messenger RNA of Lepisosteus oculatus (spotted gar), 1637 nucleotides long. It is a transcript of the gene nots, whose product is annotated as nothepsin. Gene Ontology annotation, molecular function: aspartic-type endopeptidase activity. NCBI's taxonomy places the organism in Eukaryota, Metazoa, Chordata, Actinopteri, Semionotiformes, Lepisosteidae. Gene Ontology annotation, biological process: proteolysis. The record is from RefSeq and is a predicted model, not a curated record.
CACAAAUUGUCAGUUACACCUGGGGUUUAAUUAAUCGGAGUUCAGCUUGAGCAAAGCAUAGCACGUAGUAGAGGACCUGAACUACGAUGUCUUUUCACAGGGAGUAAUGUGCGGCUUCAACCUAUUUAACUAGUUAAACUCUAAUAGCGUUCAGCCUGUCUGGCCAAAAUAGACAGUUAAAAGUAACUGAAGUGCAGCAGGUGGCUUAAAAAGUCUGCAGGUGCAGUCUGACCUGAAACCCUGUGCCCGCGCUGCUGACCCUCAGAGUCACCGCGACAGAGCCAGGCAGACGGGCUUGCUUCAGGGCUCAGACCCCGCGAUGAAGUGGAUUGUGGUGACGCUCCUGUGCGCUCAGGCGGCUGAGUGUUUAACAAGGAUACCCCUGAAACGCUUCUCAUCGGUGAGACAGGAGCUCCGGGCGACUCAGCAGCUGGAGAACUACCUGAGGGAUCACCAGCCAGAUGUCUUUGCCAGGAAGUACUCGCAGUGCUACCCUCCUGGACUGCCGUCUUCCACCCUCCAAAGCACCAAAGAGAGCCUCUACAACUUCUUGGAUGCCCAAUAUUAUGGAGAAGUGAGUCUUGGGACUCCGCCUCAGAAUUUUACCGUGGUUUUCGAUACUGGCUCAUCUAACCUCUGGGUUCCUUCACUGUAUUGCAUCAGCGAAGCUUGCAGUACGCACCGCAAGUUCAAGUCCUUCAAGUCAAGCACGUAUGUUGCCGAUGGGACGAUCUUUUCCAUUCAGUACGGGUCAGGACAGCUUGUAGGAGUGGUGUCUAAAGACCAGUUAAAGAUUGGCCAUAUAGCUGUGAGCGGUCAGGAGUUUGGGGAGUCGGUGUUCGAGCCUGGCUUCACCUUUGCCCUGGCGCAGUUCGAUGGGGUUCUGGGACUGGGCUACCCCUCGCUCGCUGAAGGGGGCAGCACUCCCGUGUUUGACAAUUUGGUGGCACAGAAGCAGGUGACGAGCCCUGUAUUUUCCUUCUAUCUCAGCAGACGGAAAGAAGAUGAGGUGGGAGGAGAGCUGCUACUGGGGGGCAUUGAUGAGUCUCUGUACAAGGGCUCCAUUAACUGGGUCCCACUGACUGAGAAAACCUACUGGCAGAUCAAAGUGGACAAUGUGAAAAUCCAGGGUCAUGUGGCCUUUUGCUCUACUGGCUGCCAGGCGAUUGUGGACACGGGCACCUCCCUCAUCACUGGUCCCACAGUGGACAUCCUGGCCCUGCAGCAGCACAUUGGAGCCACUCCAUCGCAGCUGGGCGAGUACUUAGUUGACUGUGCGAGACUGUCCAGCCUGCCCUUAGUGGAAUUCACCAUCCAUGAGGUGGUGUAUAAGUUGUCUGCUAACUCGUACGUGAGAAAGGAAACUUUGGGAGGAAGAGAGUUGUGCUUCAGUGGAUUCCAGGCUAUAGACAUCAAAACCUCCUCUGGUCCUCUCUGGAUCCUGGGGGAUGUCUUCAUUUCGGAGUUCUACAGCAUCUUUGACCGAGGGAAUGACCGGGUGGGGUUUGCCAAAGCCUGGCAUGGCAGUCGUCUGAGGGUGUAGGCCCUGCCAAGGAGAGCUGCCCUCUCCUGAUUGAGAGAGAGCCGUGCUAAACUGUGACAACUUCAGCCAGGUUAAUAAAUUCAGAUGAACAUGC